AUGCCCUCCUUCUCCAACAACAGCAGUAAUGGCCACUCACAACCAGAGCCCCUGGUUCAGGCCGUUAUACAGCAGGACAAGUCCAUGCCCAUUGCCAUUGUAGGCAUGGCCUGUAGACUGCCUGGCGAAGCCACCAACCCCGACAAACUAUGGGAGCUAUGUGCCAACAGGGAAGCCGCGUGGAGUGAGGUCCCCAAGGAUCGCAUGAACAUUGAUGCUUAUUGGCAUCCCGACGGUGAACGAGGGGGCAAUACAAAUGCGAAAGGGGGACAUUUUUUGAAACAAGACGUCGCCGCCUUCGACGCAUCAUUCUUCUCCAUCCCUCCUACAGAAGCCAAGAGUAUCGAUCCUCAACAACGCAUUCUCAUGGAGACCGUCUACGAGGCCAUGGAGAGUGGCGGAAUGAGCAUGGAAGACCUAGCUGGCUCGGACACGAGCUGUUAUGUCGGUAGCUUCUCACGCGACUACUACGAGAUCAUUGACCGCGACCCUGAAACAGCACCGCUGUACUCAGUGACAGGCAACGGAGCUGCCAUUCUGUCCAACCGUAUCAGUUACUUUUAUGAUCUCAAGGGCCCCAGUCUGACUCUCGACACGGCUUGCAGUAGCAGUCUUGUCGCCCUUCAUUUGGCCUGUCAGAGCUUGCGCUCAGGCGAAAGCCACCGCGCAAUAGUUGGCGCCACCAACUUGAUCCUGAAUCCAGAUAUCAUAACAGCAAUGUCCAACAUGCACUUCUUCAGCCCGGACUCACGUUGCUACAGCUUCGAUGCUUGCGCCAACGGCUACUCUCGUGGCGAGGGUAUUGCUUGCUUGAUUCUGAAGCCACUGGCUGACGCCAUCCGUGACAAUGAUACAGUCCGUGCCGUGAUACGAGGCACUGCUUGCAAUCAAGAUGGCAAGACCUCGGGUAUCAUGUUGCCCUCGCGAGAGGCACAGGAAGAGUUGAUCCGGACUGCAUACAAGGAUUCUGGCUGCGACUUCGCCACGACAGCUUAUUUUGAGGCCCAUGGCACGGGAACACAAGCUGGAGAUCCCCUUGAAUCUGGUGCUAUUGGUAACACCUUCGGUCCCCAGCGCCCGGUGGACGAAAACGGCGAGACGCUUCCGCUCUACAUUGGCAGCGUCAAGACCAACAUUGGACACACUGAAGGUACCAGUGGCCUCGCCGGCGUGAUCAAAGCAGUCUUGUCCCUCGAACGCGGUGUCAUCGCUCCCAACGUGUACUUUGAGACCCCCAACCCGCAAAUCGACCUCAAGGGUUGGAACCUGCGAGUGCCCACCAAAAUGGUAGCUUGGCCGAUGGAAGGGCAGCGUCGGAUUAGUGUCAACUCGUUUGGUUUUGGAGGAACAAAUGGACACGUUAUCUUGGAUGAUGCGUUCCACUAUCUCCAAGGUCACGGUAAUGCUAAUGGUCACACCAACGGCCACACCAACGGUGAUGCUCACGACCAUACAAAUGCUCUGUCCGCAGUAAAGCGCCGUCGCAUCUUCAUCUGGUCUACCCAUGAAGAAAACAUCGCAGGCAAGAGUGGUGCAGUGUACGCCGAGCAUUUGGCUCAGCGAAAGGAGGCCGACGAGGAAGCCUUUCUCGACAACUUGUCUUACACCCUAUGCAGUCGCCGGUCCAUGCUGCCUUGGAAGUCGUUCCUGGUAGCCCACUCCCUCCCCGAUCUCGUUGAGAAGGUGACUGCCACACGCCAGAAGCCGCUUCGUGCUUCUCUCCAUCCCCUGAGGGUUGCGUUCGUCUUCACGGGGCAGGGUGCCCAAUGGUUUGCCAUGGGUCGGGAGCUGGCGCAGACGUACCCUCUAUUCCAACAGCGGCUUGAACACGCCGAUCAGUUUGUCAAGAGCCUUGGGGCCGAUUGGUCACUCACCGACGAGCUGAGCAAAGACGAGGAUGUGUCUCGCAUCAACGAGUCUCUCGUCAGUCAGACGGCCUGCACAGCCCUACAGCUUGCGUUGAUCGAUCUGCUGGCCAGUUGGGGCAUCCAUCCCCAGAAAGUUAUUGGUCACUCGAGUGGUGAGAUUGCUGCCGCGUAUGCCGCCGGGAUCUUGCCCACGGCUUCGGCUCUCAAGGCGGCGUACUUCCGUGGCCUGCACUCGUCUCUUGUACAAACGAAGCUGCCUUCGGCCGAUGGCGCCAUGAUGGCUGUUGGUUUGUCUGAAGAGGACGUCAAGACGUACAUUGCUUCCCUCAAUCCUGCCCUCGGCAAGGCAUCUGUUGCCUGUAUUAAUAGCCCGACCAAUGUCACCAUCUCAGGCGAUCGACCUGCCCUGGCCGAGCUGGCCGACGCUCUGCACAAGGACGCCGUGUUUGCGCGGUUCCUCAAGGUCUCGACGGCGUAUCACUCACACCACAUGGACGCUGUUGCCAGCGACUACGAACAGUCUCUAGCCGGCAUGGAAGUCCAGCCUCCCUCAGAGACAGUUGAGAUGAUCUCUACGGUUACUGGCGAACCCGUGACAUCUUCUGAUAUCCUCGGUCCAAAGUACUGGAGACAGAAUAUGGUAUCCCCCGUCCGCUUCAACACCGGCCUGCAGAUCCUCUGUACUCCCCGGGGAGUCACCAAGCGCGCUCGUCGUCUCGCGGCGAGCCAGGCCGCCGUCGAUGUUCUCCUUGAGCUGGGCCCCCAUUCGGCUCUGGCCGGUCCCAUCAAGCAGAUUCUCAGCGUUCCUGGUCUGGAGAAGAGUGGUAUCGCGUACAAGUCGGUGCUAUCCAGAGGUCAGGAUGCUUGUGAUACUGCUCUCGAGGCGGCGGCAUUCCUCUUCGCUAAAGGAUGCACCACUGUCGACCUGUACAAAAUCAACUCACCGGCAGGAUCGCGUACUGCUCCCCCGCAGGUGGUUGUCGAUCUACCACCCUAUUUCUGGAACCACACCAAGAGCCAUUGGAUGGAGUCUCGGAUGAGCCUUGAGCAUCGCUUCCGCCGUCACGCCCGUACCGACUUCCUGGGCUACCCGGUCAAUGACUGGAACCCUAUGGAACCACGCUGGCGAAACCUGAUCCGGCUCCGCGAGCAGCCCUGGCUCAAGGGCCACAUUGUGCAGGGCUCAUAUGUCUACCCGGGUACGGGGUACAUUUGCAUGGCCCUCGAAGCAUUGAAUCACCUCCGCCACAUGCCCGAGUACACGGCUCCCCAGGGCAAGUUUGUGGGAUAUCGGUUGAAAGAAAUCAGCUUGAUUCGCGCGUUGAUGGUGCCAGCGAGUGAGGAGGGCGUGGAGACACUCUUCUCACUGCGACACUACAAAGAGAGCAGCGCUUCUUUCUCCAACACCUGGUACGAGUUCCGCGUGUUUUCUUGGUCUGCUGCGGAUGGCUGGGCCGAACAUGCCCACGGCUUGAUUACUGCCGUCUAUGAUGGCCCCAAUGCCCUUCCCUCUAGCCAUAUUCCGUACAACCCGGCGCUGGAUGGCGUUGUGGCCACGGAGACCUUCUCUAGCACCCGCAUGGCCGAGAACCUGUAUGAUAUCGUCGAUGCUGUUGGAUUGGUGUACGAAGAGCCAUUCCGGAAUCUAACUGGCGACCUUGUGUCCAACGAGGGCGUAGCAAAGGGUAUCGCGACAGUCCCAGAUACCAAGUCCCUGAUGCCGUUUGAGUUCGAGUAUCCCUACCUCGUACAUCCGGCCACCAUGGACAGCUUCGUGCAAAUGGUAUUCCCCGCGCUGUUACACGCUCAGUCUUCCAUCGCAUCGCCUUAUCUGCCCGUAUAUUUCGCCGACACGUUUGUUCGAGGCGACAUUGCCCAGGACGUUGGCCACCGUUUCGACUGUGCUGCGACUGCAAACCAUACCGGGUUCCGGGAGGUGACGACUAAUGUACUCGUCCGCGACGAGGGCACGGGGGAGGCUAUGGUCAGCUUCCAGGACGUGCGGUGCAACGGCAUCGACUCGGGGACGAACUUCGAUGACAACGCGGCAGGUCGAGAGGCUGUCAAGAAGCUGUGCUUCCACUCCACCUGGCACCCAGAUCCAGAACUCCUGUCUCAUGCCAAGGGCGAUGAGUUGAUGCGUCAGUUCAUCCGUCCUUGCGAAGAUCCUAAACGCGUGGCGAACCUCGAGACGAUCGCAUACUUCUACUACUACCAAGUUCUGCAGACCGUCAGCGAGGACCAGGUCCCGAACAUGAAGCCUCACCAUCAGAAGUUCUAUCGAUACAUGCAAUACCAGCGUGACCGAGUCCAGGCUCACAAGGUCCCUCACCAAACACCCGACUGGGAGCAACUCGACGAUCCAGUUAUCUGUCAGAAAAUGGAGAGCCUAGCCGCCCGACUAGAAUCCUCCGGCACCGAUGCACAACUCAUCUGCCGCGUUGGUCGGAAGCUUGACAAAAUCCUAACCGGCGUCGUCGACCCGCUUGCGCUGAUGCUGGAAGACGAACUGCUGUACCAGUACUACGAAGCCGUGCUGGGCUACGAUAUCCUGUAUCGAUACGCUGAGAUGCUCUCCAAUAAGAACCCCAAUAUGAAGGUUCUGGAAAUCGGCGGUGGUACUGGCGGUGCCACGGCGCCUAUCCUUUCCGCCUUUGGAGGAAACAAUGGGCGAUAUCCCAAGUUUGACUCGUAUACUUUCACCGACAUCUCAUCUGGCUUCUUUGAAGAGGCAGAGACCAAGUUCAAAGAUUGGCAAGGACUCAUGGAGUACCGAAGACUGAACAUUGAAGAGGAUCCGGUCGAUCAGGGGUUCGAGGCCGGCACGUAUGACCUCGUCGUUGCAGCUUCCGUGUUGCACGCCACGACCAACAUUACGAAGACCCUGGAGCACACGCGAAAGCUGCUCAAGCCGGGUGGCCGAUUGAUCCUGGUGGAGAUCUCCAACAUGCUUAACCAGGCCUUCCUUUUGUUCGGCUGCCUGCCUGGCUGGUGGAUGUCCGAGGAGAGCUACCGUCCGUGGGGUCCUACCAUGGAUCAGGAGAUGUGGGCGGAGCACCUCAAGCGUGUAGGAUUCGGUGACCUCACCUUAGCUGCUCCAGAUAAUAAGGACCCCAAUGACGAGUUGGGUCGCGUUUUCUCGUGUGUUGCUGUUGAACAGGAUGCUACACCAGCCGUCGACCAAUCCAUUCACUCGGUGGUGCUGAUUACCGACGAUGAGCCAUCAAGUGGUCUGGGGCGAGCUCUCGACCGGAAACUUGCAAACUUGGGUAUUCUAGUUAAGACGACCCGGCUUGCAGACUUGACUGAAGCUACCUUAGAGAACGCUUGCUGUGUGUCUCUAGCCGAACUCGACCGCCCCAUCGUCAAGGACAUGACACAAGCCGAGUUUGACACAAUCAAGGCUAUCGUCAAGACCAGCAAAGCCCUAGUCUGGGUGACCGAAGGAGCUUUCAAAAAUGCCAGCCGCCCGGAAUCCGCAAUCUUCCACGGUAUGGCUCGCUCCCUCCGGGCUGAAAACGAGACCUUCCCCUUGACCACGGCCGACUUCGCAUCCGUCAACCGCAAGAACCCUGCGGAGGCCGCACAGCAGCUAUUUGAGCUAUUGCAACAGAUAUUGCGCAGCCCAGGGUCCCAAGAGCCAGAGUACUACUAUGGCGACGGCUGCUGGAAUAUUCCCCGUUGUCUCGAGUCGGUCGACACCAACACUCAGAUCCACGGCCGCCUGAAUCACGAGUCCAUUGGUAGCGAAAAGACGGAGCUACAGCCCUUUCAACAGCCGGGUCGGCCCCUUAAGCUGAACAUCAAGACACCUGGUCUGCUGGAUACCCUGAUUUUCGAAGACGAUGCUCGACCAGCGGAGCCUCUCGGUCCCGAUGAGGUUGAAGUUGAAGUCAAGGCCUCUGGUGUCAACUUUCGUGACAUCAUGAUCUGUACCGGCCAGAUGUCGGAUCCCUCGCUUGGUCUCGAGUGUGCUGGAAUCGUACACCGCGUCGGCAACAAUGUCUCUCACCUCAAGGUCGGGCAGCGUGUCGUUGCGUGGACAAGGUAUAACUACUCUACCUAUGCUCGCACUUACGCCGGUGUCGUCGAGCCAAUUCCCGAUGACAUGAGUUUCGCAACUGCGGCCUCAUUACCAAUUGUUUACAACACCGUCGUAUACGGCUUGAAACACAUUGCCCAUCUUCGGAAGGGCGAAUCAAUCCUAAUUCAUGCUGCGGCUGGAGGCGUCGGACAAGCAGCUAUCAUCCUAGCCCAACUUCUCGGCGCUCAUAUCUUUGUGACAGUUGGUACUCAGGAGAAGCGCGACCUCAUCAAGAGCGAAUUCGGUAUCCCCGACAGUCGCAUCUUCUCCAGUCGUGAUACCAGCUUCGCUCAGGCGAUCAAGAAGGCGACGAACGGUCGUGGCGUUGACGUCGUGCUCAACAGCUUGGCUGGGGACAUGCUGGGCGCCACGUGGGACUGCAUUGCUACAUUUGGCCGCUUCAUUGAGAUGGGCAAGAAGGACAUCGUGGACAAUCGUCGUCUCGAUAUGGCGCCGUUCUUGCGUAACGUCAUGUUCGCGUCGAUUGAUCUAAUCACCGUCUACGAGCAGAACGCUUCUUUGGCGGCUGAGCUCAUGCACGAGACGAUGGAGCUAAUUCGAACAAAGGCCAUCAAGCCUAUUCCGCGCGUCACUGCUUUUUCUUUCGGACAAUUUGAAGAGGCUUUCCGUUUUAUGCAACAGGGAAAGCACGUUGGUAAGAUUGUCAUGGUUCCUCAGGAGAAUGACAUGGUUCCAGUAAGUUCUUCCUCUACCGGCCCAUUCACCUUUUCUGAAGAUGCUUCGUACCUGAUUACCGGGUUCGGUGGCCUUGGCCGCAGUAUGGCUCGCUGGAUGGCCGCUCGCGGUGCCAAAAACCUGGUAUUCGCCUCUCGCUCUGGCGCCAGUCGUCCUGAAGUGCAACAGCUCAUCGACGAACUGGCUCUGGCCGGCACGCGGGUCGAAGUCCUACCAGUGGACAUCACUGAUGGGCCAGCACUGGAGUCCGCCCUGAGCGGAAUUGCAGGUAGCUUCCCGCCUAUUCGUGGCGUCAUUCAGGCGGCUAUGGUCCUGGAGGACGCCAUCUUCGACAACAUGUCGCUCGACUCGUUCAACGCGGGUAUCCGACCCAAGGUUCAUGGAACGUGGAAUCUGCACCAGUCAACUCUGAACUUACCCCUGGAUUUCUUCAUCAUUAUGGCAUCCUCUGUCGGUGUUCUUGGUAACUCAGGCCAGGCGAACUACUCAGCGGGCAAUGCAUACGAAGAUGCCCUCGCGCAGUACCGCCGUUCGCAAGGCCUCCCAGCCAUCUCCGUUGAUCUGGGCAUGAUUUUGUCCGUGGGUGCUGUGGCAGAGGAUCAAACUGGCAUGAUCCGCCGGAACUUGGAGAGGAAGGGGUUCGUAGGCAUCGAAGAGGAUGAGUUCCAUGCCAUUUUGGAGAUUGCCAUCCGAGAGUCUUCUUCGUCUUCUGCUGAGAGUCAGAUGAUCACCGGCAUCCAGACUCAAUCCACCCUUCCUGAUGACGACGGCGUUCCCGCUGACGAGCCCUUCUGGAAAUCCAGUCCUGUCUUCUCCCACCUCCCGAAGCUCGGCGCCCGUUCCGUGGCUCACUCUAACAAUACCGGCGUGCAAUCCACCCAAUCCCUCCUCAAAGCCGCCUUGUCCUUGUCCGACGCUGUGACGGUGAUCAUCAACGCAAUGACGAUCAAGCUCAGCCGGAGUCUGAUGAUGGACAUCGCGGAGCUUGACCCAACCCGACCAACUAGUGCGUUUGGCAUUGACAGUCUGGUUGCCGUUGAGUUGCGCAACUGGUUCCAGAAAGAUAUGAAGGCAGACAUUGCCGUCUUUGAAAUUCUGCAGGCAAACAGCUUGCAAACACUCGCAUUCAGGGUGGCAGAGAAGAGCUCGUUGAUGGAGAAUUCCUUGGUCGAUGCAUAA
Ilyonectria robusta is the source of this 7827-nucleotide messenger RNA. RefSeq lists its product as uncharacterized. NCBI's taxonomy places the organism in Eukaryota, Fungi, Ascomycota, Sordariomycetes, Hypocreales, Nectriaceae. Gene Ontology annotation, biological process: secondary metabolite biosynthetic process; fatty acid biosynthetic process. The transcript has 6 exons. The record is from RefSeq and is a predicted model, not a curated record. Gene Ontology annotation, molecular function: phosphopantetheine binding; 3-oxoacyl-[acyl-carrier-protein] synthase activity; oxidoreductase activity. Bases 1 to 7827 code for a protein of 2608 amino acids.